GCUGGCGGCCAUAGCUUCACGGGGCCACACUCGCAUCUGGGCUAGUUUUUUGCCCUGGUUCACCGCGUCCUUCCGGACUCGGUCUGGCCAGCCCCAGGUCCGGCCUCCGGGAGGGGGAGAGGUCGGCACUGGGCGGACGGCCGCUCUGGCCGUGCCCCCUGCCUCAGCCGGAACCCAGCACCGGGGGCCCCCCCCUCUGCCGCGGCUGGUUCCAAACUCACUGAAUCAGGAGCUGUGGGCUGCGUCUAGCAGCGGGGGUAAGUCGGCUGCAGGCUGAAGUUAGCGAACCACCUUCCUCUGUAGUCGGCCUUCCAAAGCAUCCUCUGCUGUCUUUUCGGAAAGUAAAAGCAUCCCUGUCAUUCGGUCACUGGGACGAGCGCCUCCACCUCGUCUGUACGCUGGCCAGUGGAUUUCGGCGUGUUCGGUGAGCGCGGGGUGACGUUUGCCUCCACUCCGUUCCCAUCUCCCCUCCUGGUGCAGAUCUUUCAUCCGUGAAUUUUACCUUGCCUGUGGGCAUCAGUUUGAUACAUUUUAUUCAGCUCUAACCUCUCAGUUCUCUGACUUUUUUCAUGAAGGGAACAUGGAAGAAGAAAGAAGAGCUGCUGAGUUACAGAAAAAUAUGACACAGGACUCCGUGGUCUUUGAGGAUGUGGCUGUGGACUUCACCCAGGAGGAGUGGGCUCUGCUGGAUCUGGCUCAGAGGAGCCUCUACAGAGAUGUGAUGCUGGAAAACUUUCAGAACCUGGCCUCACUAGGAUAUCCACUACACACACCAUAUCUGAUCUCCCAGUGGAAACAAGAGGAGGACCUGGAGACAGUGGAAGGAGGACCUGUCCAGAGGGAGCACCAGGAAGGUUUUGAGAGUCAGUUUAAAACCAGUGAAUCAGUAGCUCCACAAGAUAUUUAUGGGCAAGAAAUAUCCAAUGAACAGAAAAUAGUGAGAUUCAAAAGGAAUGAUUCUCACUCAUCAAUUUUACACAAAAACUGGGAAUACCAGGGUAUUUGUCAUCAGAACAAAAACCAUGAGAGACAUUUGAGAAGUCCAGUUGCAAAGAACAUCUAUGAAUGCAAUGAAGAGAAUCGAUGUGGACAAGCCUUGGGCGAAAUUUCACAUCUGAAUGUACUCAAGAGAACUACUGAAGUAAAGUCCUAUGAAUGCCAUGAGUGUAAAAAGGCCUUCACAGAUCAUUUGUCCCUUAAGAAUCACAUCAGGUCUCACACUGGAAGCAAACCCUAUCGAUGUAAAGAAUGUGGGAAAGCUUUCCAUUUUCUUGCUUGUUUUAAGAAGCAUGUGAAAAAUCCCACCGAAGGGAAACCCUAUGAAUGUAAAGAAUGUACAAAAGCCUUCCGUUGUUCUUCCUUCUUUAGGGUACAUAUGAAGAUUCACACUGGAAAGAUGAACUUCGAAUGUAAGGAAUGUGGAAAAACCUUUAGCUGUUCUUCGUCCCUGACGGAACACAAAAGGAUUCACAGUGGAGAUAAGCCUUAUGAGUGUAGGGAAUGUGGGAAGGCGUUUAGUUGUUCCUCCUCACUCUCCAAACAUAAAAGGAUUCACAGCGGAGACAGGCCAUAUGAAUGUAAGGAAUGUGGGAAGGCCUUUAGUUCUUCCUCUCACCUCAUAAUACAUAUACGAAUUCACACCGGAGAGAAGCCUUACGAGUGUAAAGAGUGUGGGAAGGCCUUCAGUGAAUCCUCAAAACUCACUGUACAUGUCAGGACACACACAGGUGAGAAACCCUAUAAAUGUAAGGAAUGUGGGAAAGCCUACAACUGUCCCUCCUCCUUAAGUAUCCAUAUGAGAAAACACACUGGAGAGAAACCCUAUGAAUGUCUGGAAUGUGGAAAAGCCUUCUAUCUUCCCACUUCCCUUAAUACACACGUGAAAAAUCAAAGUAGGGAGAAACCCUAUGAAUGUAAGGAAUGUGGAAAAGCCUUUAGUUGUCCCUCAUCCUUCAGAGCACACGUGAGAGAUCACACUGGGAAGAUACAAUAUGAAUGUAAGGAAUGUGGGAAGGCUUUCAGCCGUUCCUCGUCCCUCACUGAACACUUAAGAACUCACACUGGAGAGAAGCCUUACGAGUGUAAAGAAUGUGGGAAAGCCUUUAUUAGUUCUUCCCACCUGACGGUUCAUAUACGAACUCACACUGGAGAGAAACCUUAUGAAUGUAAGAAAUGUGGCAAAGCCUUUAUUUACCCCUCAGCUCUGAGGAUCCACAUGAGAACACACACUGGGGAGAAACCGUAUGAAUGUAAGGAAUGUGGGAAAGCCUUUCGCCAUUCUUCAUACCUUACUGUCCAUGCAAGGAUGCACACGGGUGAGAAACCCUUCGAAUGUCUGGAAUGUGGGAAGGCCUUCAGUUGUCCCUCAUCCUUUCGAAGACAUGUAAGAAGCCACACUGGAGAGAAACCAUAUGAAUGUAAGGAAUGUGGGAAAGCCUUUGUGUGUCCUGCCUACUUUCGAAGACAUGUGAAAACUCAUACUAGGGAAAAUGUGUAAAUGGUAAGAAAUGUGGGAAUGUCUGCAAGGCGUUUUCCCCUCGUAGCACAGCUGGAACGUGGUGGAGAUGCACCGUGAAUGUAAGAAAGCAAAAAAGUGUUGCUUAUCUGUUUGACGACUUGAGAACUCAUAGCUGAGAGAGACCCGUGUCCGUAUGCCCUGUGGGAAUGCCUUUGUGAAUGUCACUUCUGGUGUAUAAGAAAAUUCACAAGAGAAGCACAGAUCAGGACCUCACUUGUAAAGUGGACUGCUGGCUCAUUGAUAGUCAGUUUCUGUUUUUUGAUAUAAAUUAUUUCAGGUGAUAAAUUUUCCUCUAAUACCUUUUUAGCUCUAACCACAUUUUAUUACAGGUACCUUUAUUUCAGCCGAGAUGUAAAUGUUCUUUAUGUUACAGAAUCUUUUGGACCCACAGGGGGUUUAAGGUGUUUUUCAUCAGGCAGGGGUG
Messenger RNA from Lontra canadensis (Northern American river otter), 2942 nucleotides. RefSeq names its product zinc finger protein 699. Gene Ontology annotation, biological process: regulation of transcription by RNA polymerase II. NCBI's taxonomy places the organism in Eukaryota, Metazoa, Chordata, Mammalia, Carnivora, Mustelidae. The transcript is spliced from 6 exons. The coding region runs from base 581 to 2497 and encodes 638 amino acids. Gene Ontology annotation, molecular function: RNA polymerase II cis-regulatory region sequence-specific DNA binding; DNA-binding transcription factor activity. The record is from RefSeq and is a predicted model, not a curated record.